AUGGCAAUUAAUUUUGGCUUGGCGGGUAGGGUUGAGCUGGCUUGUUCUCGCGAUUUUUCUCUAUUACACGGAUUUCGCUAUAGAAUUUCGUAUCACUCGAAGCCAAUGGCUAACAAUAAGUCUCCUCCUAACACAAAGAUCAUGUCGAGCUUGACUCAAGCUCUUGACACUUCAGUCCCGAGCUUUCAGCCCACGGGUGAUUAUGACCAUAAGGCCGAGGUUCAAGCCUUUGACAAUCUCAAGCUUGGUGUUCAAGGCCUAGUGGAGGCCGGGAUCACCAAUGUUCCUCGCAUAUUUCAUCAGGACACGAAAACAUUUCCCCAUAACCAGUCCUCCCCCGUCAUUUUCCCGGUCAUAGAUCUUGAAGGUUUGGACCGGGAUGCAACAAGUAGGAGAAAGAUUGUAGAAGAAAUCGGAAAGGCAUCGGAAGUGUAUGGUUUCUUCCAAGUGGUCAACCAUGGGAUCCCAAUUGAUGUAAUGAACGAGAUGUUCGAGGGAGUGCGCAAAUUCCACGAGCAAGAUCCCGAGGAGAGGAAAAAAUUGUAUGUUAGGGACGAGACAAAGAGGUUUGCCUAUAAUAGUAACUUCGACUUGUUCUCGACCUCUUCGGCCAAUUGGAGGGAUAGCCUACGGUGUCGCAUGACACCAUUCCCGCCUAAUCCCGAAGAGUUUCCUCAAAUAUGCAGGGAUAUAAUAAUGGUGUACACUCAACAUACCCUUAAAUUUAGAGACGUGUUGUUUGAAUUGCUAUCCGAAGCUCUAGGGUUAGAACGAGACCACUUGAGUCAAAUGGGAGUUGGAAAAGGACUCUUCUUGUUGGGACAUUUCUACCCGGCUUGUCCCGAACCAGAUCUAACAAUAGGCACCACUCCCCACACCGACGCGGGAUUCAUCACAAUGGUUAUGCAAGACAAAGUCGGGGGACUUCAAGUUCUCUAUGAAGAUCAAUGGCAUGAUGUAAAGCCUCUAGAUGGAGCUUUGGUCAUUAACAUUGCAGAUCUUCUACAGUUGGUCACAAAUAACAAAUUCAAGAGUAGGACUCAUAGAGUGUUGGCUCAAAAAAUGGGACCGAGGAUCUCGGUGGCUGCCUUAUUCCGAGAGCAUUAUGGAGAGACUAUCGCCACCAAGUUUGGACCCAUUAAGGAAUUAUUGUCGGAGGAUAACCCUCCGAUCUAUAGGGAAGCCACCGUCAAAGAUUUUGUUUCGUAUCGUUUCAUGAAAGGGCUCGCUGCUACAUCACCCUUGGACAAUUUCUUGAUCUAA
Impatiens glandulifera is the source of this 1263-nucleotide messenger RNA. Its product is annotated as 1-aminocyclopropane-1-carboxylate oxidase homolog 11-like. The transcript is spliced from 3 exons. Lineage: Eukaryota; Viridiplantae; Streptophyta; Magnoliopsida; Ericales; Balsaminaceae. The record is from RefSeq and is a predicted model, not a curated record. The coding region runs from base 1 to 1263 and encodes 420 amino acids.